AGUUAAGACUUGUCCUGAUAUUUAUCACACUUAGCUGAUCCCUUGUCCAUAGAUUUACCUGUUAGGACUCUACCACUUUACUUUUUUUAUAUUGAUUCAUCGGUGUUACCAUCAAUCGUUUUUUUUUACAACGUAGCUAAACACCCACCCUUUUAUUUUGCCCCACCCACAUUGUCCCUUACGUUCAUUUUUAUCACUUGAACCCGACAAUACAUCAACAAAAGUUGUCCAAUACGUCCAUUCCUUACUUUUUAUAUCGUUAUUUGUUUGAUUUUAUUUUAUAUAAGUAAUGACUGAAGCUGAACCUCCACAUUCUACUACCCCUCAAGUGGAAGAAACUGCAAACCAAGAACAGCAAGUUCAAAAUGUUGAUCAACCACAACAACAACAGCAAUUAGACGAACAGCAGGAAAAUCAAACUCCAUCAAAACCAGACACUAAAGAGACUACACCAAUAACUCCAGCUUCGGCUGUUGAAGGUGGUCGUGAAGUAUCUAACAAGAUUUUGUAUGUUGGGAAUUUAUCCAAAUCAAUUUCCGAAGAAUUCUUAAAGGAUACUUUUGCCAGUGCCGGUGCAAUCCAAUCUGUUAAGAUUUUGAAUGACAAGAACAAGCCAGGAUUCAAUUAUGCUUUUAUUGAAUAUGAGAAUAACCAAGCUGCCGAUAUGGCCUUGAAUACUAUGAAUGGUAAGAUUCUUCAAAACUUUGAAAUUAAGAUCAAUUGGGCAUUCCAAUCUGCCACCAUUACUACUGCAAAUACUCCAGAAGACCCAAGUUUCAAUAUUUUUGUGGGAGAUUUAAGUCCUGAAAUAAAUGAUGAAAAAUUGAAACAAGCAUUCUCCAAAUUUAAAUCUUUGAAGCAAGCUCAUGUUAUGUGGGACAUGCAAACUUCAAGAUCUAGAGGAUAUGGAUUUGUUACAUUUUCCAAUCAAUCCGAUGCAGAAUUAGCUUUGCAAACCAUGAAUGGAGAAUGGCUUAAUGGCAGAGCAAUUAGAUGUAAUUGGGCUUCUCAUAAACAAUUGAAUAAUCAAAAUCAAGGAUACAGAAAUCUUAACAGCAACCAUAAUAAUCGUCAUAAUCAUCAUAAUAACCACCAUAACAACAAUAAUAAUCACAAUACUAAAUUCAGACCAUUUAACAAUAACAAUAAUGGUAAUACUAAUGGACAUGUGUUCCCUCAACAAUUAAUUAACCCUGGUUUUAAUAAUAACAAUCAAUUUGCUCCUCAGGUUUUACCAGGAGGAUUACAAGAUAAUGGUAAUAACAAUGUUAAGAAUAAUGGUCAACAAGGCGCAACUGGUGGUAACUCUGGAAACAUACCAGCCAUGUCUCCACAAUCAUAUGACAUUGUAUUGAGACAAACUCCAUCAUGGCAAACCACAGUUUAUUUGGGAAAUAUUGCCCAUUUCACCCAACAAGGAGAUUUAAUUCCAUUAUUGACUAAUUUUGGAUACAUAGUUGAUUUCAAGUUCCAUCCAGAACGUGGAUGUGCAUUUGUUAAAUAUGAUAAUCACGAAAGAGCAGCAUUAGCAAUUGUUCAAUUGGCAGGCUUCAAUAUUAAUGGUAGACCAUUGAAAUGUGGCUGGGGUAAAGACAGACCACCUCCACCUCCACCGGGACCUAUGGGAGGGCAUCAAUUCCAAAGCUUUCCUCGUGGUGUAGUUCCACCGGGUCCUCCACCACCAGGUCCACCACAUCCACAAAUGUAUGGACAAGGAAGACCUUAAAUAUAGACCUAAUGCCAUGCUCGGCCAUAAUUUAGAUCAUACCUUGUAGUUUGGACAAAGUCACCAAUUACCCUUUUGUUUAUUUAUGCUUUUUUUGUUUGUUUGUUUUUAGUUAGAGCAUUUAUACUCUUAAUAUAUUUUGUU
Molecule: messenger RNA, 1870 nt
Organism: Spathaspora passalidarum NRRL Y-27907
Lineage: Eukaryota; Fungi; Ascomycota; Pichiomycetes; Serinales; Debaryomycetaceae
Exons: 1
Coding region: 290-1726 (478 amino acids)
Biological process (GO): regulation of mRNA stability; nuclear-transcribed mRNA catabolic process, nonsense-mediated decay; cytoplasmic stress granule assembly
Cellular component (GO): cytoplasmic stress granule
Molecular function (GO): mRNA binding
Source: RefSeq, a predicted model, not a curated record